Molecule: messenger RNA, 801 nt
Organism: Lithohypha guttulata
Lineage: Eukaryota; Fungi; Ascomycota; Eurotiomycetes; Chaetothyriales; Trichomeriaceae
Exons: 1
Coding region: 1-801 (266 amino acids)
Source: RefSeq, a predicted model, not a curated record
AUGUCGAAACCCUACAUCGUGCUCGUGCCGGGAUCAUUCGGGCUCCCGGUCUUCUAUGCAGACAACGUCAGCACUCUGAUUGCAAAAGGCUAUUAUAUCGACGUUAUCCACCUGCCUAGUAUUGGGCUAUCCACACUUCAAGGCCGUCCAGGGCCACCAGCGACCAUGAACGACGAUGCCACUUUUAUUGCCGAGAAAGUCGAGAGGUUAGCAGACGAAGGCAAAGACGUGGUGCUUAUUGGGCACUCUUAUGGUGGAGUGCCAAUGACCCAAAGUGUCAAAGGACUGAGCAAGGAGGAGAGAACUAAGCAAGGAAAAGCAGGGGGACUAGUGAGGAUGGGCUAUCUGACUUGUCUAGUGCCAGAAGUUGGUAAGGCGGCCAAAGACGUUCUAGGCGAGGCCCCUCCAGAGCAGACAAUACCAUUGAGCAUAAGUGAAGACGGAUGGAUGCACCAUGAACAUCCGGAGACAACAGCACGAAUCACACUCAGCUCCAUGUCGGUUGAGGAAGGGGCGGAAUGGAUCAGGAAGAUGCCUAAGCAUUCGGCAAUUAGUUUCAUCGGCGAGCUGACCUAUCCGGGAUACAAGGAUGUGCCGAUUAGCUAUUUGUUGUGUGAGGAUGAUCUCUGCAUUCCGCGAGACGUGCAGCAAGCUGGAAUCGAUGUGAUAGAGCGAGCAAGUGGGAAGAAAGUUGAUGUUACGAGCAUCAAAGCUGACCAUUGUCCAAACGUGACUGCGCCACAGGCAGUGGUUGACUGGGUUGUGAAUGUUGUCGAGAGAGCAAGUGCUGGACAUUCAUAG